Necator americanus (New World hookworm) is the source of this 1593-nucleotide messenger RNA. RefSeq lists its product as uncharacterized. The record is from RefSeq and is a predicted model, not a curated record. Lineage: Eukaryota; Metazoa; Nematoda; Chromadorea; Rhabditida; Ancylostomatidae. Bases 1 to 1593 code for a protein of 530 amino acids. The transcript has a single exon.
AUGGAGCCGUUCUGCGCCGCUCUGGUCAGAUCCUGGAGAGGUGGCGAGAGUACUACAAUCACUUGUGUAACGAAGAGUUCUGUCAUCCGUUCCCAGCGUCGAGGGUCCUGUUCUACCAAUUACUGCGUCGAAGUCAGUGCUGCCCUCGCAAAAAUGAAGUCGAACAAGGCAACCGGUCCUGAUGACAUACCUGUUGAUAUCUGGAAGCUGCUAGGAGAUCGAGGGUCCAUGUGGCUCGCAACUCUAUUUAACAAGAUCGUUGCAGAAGGACGGACUCCAGACGUUUGGCAAACUUCCGUGACCGUGCCUGUCUGGAAAGGGAAAGGAGACAUUGCUGACUGCACCUCGUACAGGCCUAUACGACUGCUCUGCCAUACGAUGAAGAUUUUUGAGCGUGUCCUGGAAGCUCGUCUGAGGAAAAUUGUUAGCGUUUCACUCAACCAGUGCGGUUUUGUGAAGGACUGCAGCACUAUAGAUGCUAUCCAUGCUGUCCGAAUCCUCCUGGAGAAAUAUCGAGAGAAGAACCGCAGUGUGCAUCUUGCUUUUCUCGAUCUCGAGAAAGCUUUCGACCGUGUCCCACAUGAGCUGUUAUGGAUGUCCAUGAGGUCGCAUAGAAUACCAGAAGAAUAUGUGCGGUGGACGAAGCUGCUUUAUGCGAAGCCUACCAGCGUUGUACGAUGUGCUGUUGGAACAAGCAGGCCAUUCCCUGUACGAGUAGGAGUUCAUCAGGGUUCAUCCCUCUCACCUCUGCUGUUCAUACUGUGCAUGGACACGAUAACGAAGGAAAUCCAGAAGCAGCAUCCGUGGACUCUACUCUUUGCCGACGAUGUCAUGCUCGCGUCGGAGUCUCGAGAUGAUCUUCAGAAACAAGUGCAGUCUUGGAAGGAUCAGCUGCAGCAAUAUGGAUUGCGCCUCAACACAUCAAAAACUGAGUACAUGGAGUGCGGACCAAGGAUAGAGGAUGGUUCAAUUCGUGUUGAUGGCACCGAAUUAAACAAGGUGAACUGCUUCAAGUACCUCGGAUCCAAAGUGACUUCCACAGGCGACAUUGAUCAAGAAGGUCGAGCACGUGUUAAUGCUGCAUGGAUAAAAUAUAAAAUGGCAACAGGGGUACUGUGCGACAAGAAAGUCCCUGUUCGACUGAAGUCGAAGAUCUACAGGACGGUUGUGCGUCCUGUUGCCCUUUACGGAUGCGAGUGCUGGCCGACAACGAAAGCCUUGGAAAGAGUGCUGCACGCUAUGGAGAUGCGGAUGUUGAGGUGGACGAUAGGUGUAACGCUAAAAGAGAAAGUAUCCAACGACACUGUGCGCUUCAUCUUCGGUGUCGUCCCGAUAACUGAGAAGAUGAAGGAGGCACGACUGAGAUGGUUUGGUCACGUAUUGCGGCGGGAGGAAGAUUCUGUUGCCAAAACCGCCCUGAAGCUCGACGUUUCAGGAGUGAGGCCGCGCGGGAGGCCAAAGAUUCGCUGGUUAGACCGUGUGAAGCUGGAUAUGAUAGAUGCACGUUUGUGUACGGCUGAUGCAAUGGAUAGAACCAAAUGGAAGACAAGAAGCAGAAAAGCGGACCCUGCAACAACGCGGGACAAACGCUAG